Dromaius novaehollandiae (emu) is the source of this 1425-nucleotide messenger RNA. RefSeq names its product interleukin 6 (gene IL6). The record is from RefSeq and is a predicted model, not a curated record. Gene Ontology annotation, cellular component: extracellular region; interleukin-6 receptor complex. Gene Ontology annotation, biological process: immune response; positive regulation of receptor signaling pathway via JAK-STAT; T-helper 17 cell lineage commitment. Bases 118 to 1029 code for a protein of 303 amino acids. Lineage: Eukaryota; Metazoa; Chordata; Aves; Casuariiformes; Dromaiidae. Gene Ontology annotation, molecular function: cytokine activity; interleukin-6 receptor binding. The transcript is spliced from 4 exons.
UCGCGCGGCUCUGCGAAGGGGCGAGCACGGCACCACAAGCCCGGCCAGCCCGCACACACACGCACAGCCCCCCCGGCCCCCCGGCCCCCGUGUUCUCAUGCUGGAUUUUCCCAGGCCAUGAAUAAUCUCGAAGCCCCCUCGAUAAAAACACGUCCAGGGAUGCCCGGAGCUCACUCAACCCGCCAGCCUCGCCGACGACAAACGGGCACGGGCCGGAGCCGAGGAGCCGCGCCGCCGCACCAUGAAGUUUUUGGGGGGCUGCUGGGGCCGCGCCGCGGCCGCCCUGACGCCGCCGCUGCUGCUGCUGCUGCUGCUGCUGCCGCUGCUGCCGCCGCCGGCCGCCGCCGCGGCGCUGCCCGGCGACUCGUCCGGGGAGGCCGAGCUGGAGGAGGCGCCGGCGGCGGCGCGGCGGGCGGCGCUGCCCGACUGCGAGGCGCUGGCCUGGCUGCUGCACACCCGGGCGGCGCGGCUCCAGGAGGAGGUGGGUACGGGCCGGGGCCCGGGGCGCGCACCGACACACGGGCAGGCACGCACGGCCGGCAAGGUGCGCUGAAACCUCCCGCCGUCUCUCCCCAGAUGUGCGAGAAGUUUACCGUCUGCGAGAACAGCAUGGAAAUGCUCGUCCAGAACAACCUCAACCUCCCCAAGGUGACGGAGGAAGAUGGGUGUCUCCUCUCCGGCUUCAACGAGGAGAGGUGCUUGAGGAAGCUCUCCAGCGGGCUUUUCACGUUUCAGACCUACCUUGAGUACGUGCAAGAAACUUUUACUAGUGAAAGGCAAAAAGUUGAAUCGCUCUGCUAUAGCACGAAGCAUCUGGCAACUACCAUAAGACAGAUGGUGAUAAAUCCUGAUGAAGUGAUCAUCCCAGACUCAGCUACCCAGAAGUCCCUUCUUGCAAAGCUGAAGUCAGAUAAGACCUGGAUAGAGAAGAUCACCACACACCUUAUCCUCCGAGACUUUACUUCGUUUAUGGAGAAAACUGUGAGGGCUGUUCGCUAUUUGAAAAACACCAGGAGUAUCAGUGUUUGAAUGUUUUAAUUCAGGCACAAUCCUUUGUUACAAAUUUGUCAUGUGGCAGAUGACAGUGUUGUUCUGUUUUAAGAACCAGAAAUAGUAACAAUGAUUUGCAUUUAUAUAUAUUCUCAUUUCCUUCUAGGAACCUAUUUAUUAUAUUUAAAAUAUUUAUUCAUUUCUAAUGUUGCCUAUUUAUAUUUUCAAUAUUUAGUAAAUAACUUAAACAGAAGACAUUUUAUUUCAUUUCUAACAGUAUAUUCAUAAUAUCAAAUGAUUUAAUACAUAUUAAACAAAAAAUUAAUUUUGAAAGUUAAAAAUAUUGUUGUAUAACUUAUGCUUUUGAAGUAUUUGAGAGAUUGUAUUUAUGAUCUAUUUAUAUUUUUAGAAGAAAUAAAAGCUGAUUAAAAAACU